Acaulospora morrowiae is the source of this 1263-nucleotide messenger RNA. Lineage: Eukaryota; Fungi; Glomeromycota; Glomeromycetes; Diversisporales; Acaulosporaceae. The record is from the annotation of a GenBank genome assembly.
AUGGCAGCCGAAAGCGCUUCAUCACGUCAGUCAUCUGAUUCCAAACAAGAUGGCAGAUCAGGUCAAGAUUCCGAUAAAAAAGAAGACAACAAACCUGCACAUGAGGAAGGACAAUCCCGCUUGCUCUUCGAUCCAAAAGACGUGCACGCUCUUAAAAGACCCCACGGAGCUGGACCCUGUGGAAGAAGAAAAUUGGCGGAAACUUCUAAUAAGAGCCUUAAAAAUUACUUUUCACAAUUCGGUGAAGUCACGGAUUGCAUAGUCAUGAGAGAUCCAAGUACCUCAAGAUCUCGUGGGUUUGGUUUUCUAACAUUUGUGGAUCCAUCCGUCGUCAAUACUGUAUUGGUCAAGGAACAUCAUUUGGAUGGCAAAAUUGAUAAACCUUUUGGAAUCACUCAUUCUCCUUUCAAUCACACAACUGGAGAUUAUUUUAUUAACGAUUUCAUUAACAUUGAUCCAAAACGUGCCAUUCCUCGUGAGGAACAGGAAAAGACCGAAAAAAUCUUUGUUGGCGGUAUUGCUCCUGAAGUCUCCGAAGAAGAAUUCAAAGAAUAUUUCUCCCAAUUCGGUCAUGUCAUAGAUGCUACAUUAAUGGUCGAUCGUGAUUCUGGGAGGCCCCGUGGUUUUGGCUUUAUCACUUUUGAUUCAUCCGAACCGGUUGAAAAAGCUAUGAGUCGUAAUGAUUUAGAGAUCAAUAACAAACAGAUUGAAGUAAAACGCGCGAUGCCUAAACAUAAAUCACAACGUGUGCAAACAAUGUACAGUCAUCAGAGUUACGGAUCGUCAUCUUCAACAAACGCGUCACCUGGAAUUAUGUCAUCACCGACGAGUUCAGCUAAUAGCAGGUACGGGUCUCCUUACGCCGUUACCGGUGGUACCAAGGAUGGAAACUCAAGUGUUGGAAAUUAUAACCCUAGUUCAUAUCCUAGUUACGGCGGAUACGGACAAUAUUCCGGUUACAAUUACCCAAGUAGCUAUCCCAGCGGGUACGCUCAGUACAAUGCAAUGACGCACGCUUAUUAUUCCUCGAGAUAUGGCAAUUACAGCAGCCAAUACGGAGGAAGUGGGUACGGGUCUGGUCGUGGGGGUUCUUAUAGCCAAUGGUAUGCAAGAGAAGGUGGUUACGGCUCUGGUGGUCCAUCCUCUGCUGGCAGCGCUUCGGCUCUAGGUGGUCCAAGUUCCAGCAGUCGUAUGGGCGGCGGUUAUCGUCACUCCCCUGUUCACGCAGUGGACCUACUCGGUCAUCUUAUUCAAAUUCAAUGA